CGGGGCCGCGAGCGGCAUGUCUCGCUACACCAGGCCCCCCAACACCUCCCUGUUCGUCAGGAACGUCGCAGACGCCACCAGGCCCGAGGACUUGCGCCGUGAGUUUGGCCGAUACGGCCCCAUAGUAGACGUUUAUAUCCCACUGGACUUCUACAGUCGCCGUCCUAGAGGAUUUGCUUAUGUUCAGUUUGAAGAUGUCCGGGAUGCUGAAGACGCACUUUACAACCUCAACAGGAAGUGGGUAUGUGGCCGGCAAAUUGAAAUACAGUUUGCACAAGGUGAUCGCAAAACACCAGGCCAAAUGAAGUCAAAAGAACGCCACCUGUGCUCUCCGAGUGACCACAGGAGAUCCAGGAGCCCCAGCCAGAGGAGAUCGCGCAGCCGGAGUUCCUCAUGGGGAAGAGACCGGAGGCGCUCCGAUAGCCUGAAAGAGUCUCGGCACAGGCGAUCUUCUUACAGUCAGUCUAAAUCUCGUUCCAAAUCACUACCCAGGCAUUCUACCUCCCUGAGGCAGUCGAGAACCCCGAGAAGGAGUUCUGGAUCCAGAGGUCGAUCAAGAUCCAAGUCCUUACCCAAAAGGUCCAAGUCGAUGGAGAAAUCACAGUCACGCUCACCUCAAAAGCAGACUGGCUCCGGAGCAAAAUCUAGACCACAUGGACGACACUGUGACUCCAUAGCAAGAUCCCCAUGUAAGUCUCCCAGAGGGUACAGCAGUUCUGGAUCGAAGACACAGACAACGAAGCACUCCCAUCUCCGGUCCCACUCCAGAUCUCGGAGUUACCAUCAUAAAAACAGUUGGUGAAGAGCAACUCACAUCAGAGCCACAGAGCUCUGCUACAAGUUCCCAUACCUCGUUGUGGUUAGAGUUCUUCAAGGCCUGUAUCAAUGUGAACCGGCGUUAGUCACUUCACUUCGGGCAUGUGGAAGGAAUAAAAUCGCCCUAGCUUUGAUUAAUAAAUGUUUUAUCACGAUUUAAGGGCUCAUCCACAACUCACUCACUGUGUGUGCAAUGUCGCCAUUGCAUAGCCUGUACCUGGUUCACACGGCAGCGAGGGUACUUUCUGAAAGAUAUCAGUAAAACAGAACCAAUGCAAAAAUUCUACUUAGGUAUUAAAUAUUGCCAAUAAUAUCCUUUACCAAAAUAUUUUUUAUUCUAAAGCACUUUUCACAUAAAAAAUAAUUGUGACCACAUGUAAUUGAAUAGGCCAGACUUAAAUUGUUUUGACAUCUGUCUUUCUUGUGACUUCUGUUUAAGCUCAAGACAGAAGUAUCCCAGUCGAUACUAGUUCAAAUUACAGCAUUCUGAAAUCUUUAAAGGUAAAAUUUAUAUGGUGAUUCCAUAGCCAUUUAAAAGAUAGCUAUAAGGUGUUUAAAAGAUAACUCAAAGAACAUUUCAUUGUUUUUUAACACAACAGCACAGACCAGUUGGCAUGAAAUUGUUAUCCAUGUUUUUGCUUAAACGCUUAAAGAGAACCGGGUGUGGUGGCCCAGGCCUGUGACCCCCAGUCCUUGGGAGGUGAGGUGGAAGGGCUAAACCAGCAUAGACUGGGCUACAUGAGACCCUGUCUAAGGAAAACAAAUGAAUGCUUCUUUUUUUUAAAAAAAAAAAAGUGAAACCAUUUUAGAAGUUCUAGACUUUGAAUGGCUUGAGACUACUCUAAAAAUUAUGGUGUGGGACACUCAGAAUCCACAAAAAAAAAAAAAAACAAAAACAAACUCAUGUUAAGCCUUACAUAUUUGAAGUACAGUACAUUUUGUAUAAAUUCAUAUUUAUACCAUUAUUUCUAUAUAGCUAUUUUCAUCUGCAUUUUUUUCCUUUUAGAGCUCUAGUUCAAUAUCCUAAUUAUAUAAAAGUCUUUAAAAAAAUUAAACACAGUACAUUAUAUUAAGAAGUACUAGCUAAUGAGAUGGCCCAGGGCAUUAACCCACUCUCCAUCCACACCUGGCAACUGAGAGCUAGCUGGCUGGGCAACGAGCGCAAACCCUGGACAAGCCCACAAGCAGACUCUCUCUGACUUCCUCGCUUGUAGUAUGGCAUGUGCGCACCUGAACACACGCACACGCACACGCACAUGCGCGCACACACA
Mus pahari (shrew mouse) is the source of this 2087-nucleotide messenger RNA. It is a transcript of the gene Srsf12, whose product is annotated as serine and arginine rich splicing factor 12. Lineage: Eukaryota; Metazoa; Chordata; Mammalia; Rodentia; Muridae. The transcript has 5 exons. Gene Ontology annotation, molecular function: RNA binding. Bases 17 to 802 code for a protein of 261 amino acids. The record is from RefSeq and is a predicted model, not a curated record.